Messenger RNA from Mycena citricolor, 507 nucleotides. Lineage: Eukaryota; Fungi; Basidiomycota; Agaricomycetes; Agaricales; Mycenaceae. The record is from the annotation of a GenBank genome assembly.
GAGCGGUUUUGAAAGCUUUCACGGGUUAGAAAGGUUGAAUGGUGGGAUUCCGGCCAACGUGAGCUACUGCUAGUAAGGCUUUAUAAAGUAAGAAGCCUGUGGCUGCUGACCACUCUCGGAGCGUCAUGCCAGAGCCUUCCCUAACCACCCUAAAGCGUUCCCGAGAGGCGUCCUCCUCCUCCCCAUGGACCGACGAGCAACACAUGACGAGUCUCUCAGAAGCGGGGUGGAUGAUGAGAUGGAAAGAGGGGAAGGACGCGUGGAUGGCGGAACGAGUGGGAUGGCAGCAAGCUGAGCACCACACGCAACUGGCGACUAAAGAUAUGUCGCCCACUAAGACCGGGUUGUUUCUCGUCCCAAUACGCGUCGAGCAGAAACGGCGCUGGCGGGACAGAUGGCGAGGACGCGCAACUGGGAGACAUCGUGAUGCAUCACCGCAGCUACUCGUAUCCAGAGCCGCUUCCGUACUGGUGUAGCUUCGAAUCGGACUUGACCCGUGAAUGGCGC